Penicillium paradoxum is the source of this 1728-nucleotide messenger RNA. Its product is annotated as putative CECR1 family adenosine deaminase. The coding region runs from base 1 to 1728 and encodes 575 amino acids. The record is from RefSeq and is a predicted model, not a curated record. Gene Ontology annotation, biological process: adenosine catabolic process; inosine biosynthetic process. NCBI's taxonomy places the organism in Eukaryota, Fungi, Ascomycota, Eurotiomycetes, Eurotiales, Aspergillaceae. The transcript is spliced from 2 exons. Gene Ontology annotation, molecular function: adenosine deaminase activity.
AUGGCGAACACCGAUAAUGCAUGGGAACUAGAGGAGGGCAUCCCUCAGUUUGAGGAUCCCUUCAUUCAACAAUACUUGAAGGGACGCGAUGCGUUGAUCGCUGAAGAGCAGAAACGACGUCACGAUGCAAAUCUUCGGAAAUCUCUGUCACCCAUCGCUGCCCGCGCGGCGAAGAUAGUGUCGCAGAUCCGAGCCCAGGAGCAACAUGAGGUGUGGUCAAACGGAUUGGACGAGGCUGCGGCCCACCAGUCAGAUGAGAUCCUCUAUCCUGGUGUGAUGUUCAAUCUGGCCAAAGGCCGCAUGGAAAAGACCAAACUAUGGAAGAUCGUAGAGCAGAUGCCGAAGGGCUCUCUCCUGCACGCCCACAUGGAUGCCAUGUUCGAUAUCGAGUUCCUGAUUGAUCAGGCAUUCUCCACGCCCGGCAUCCACAUGUUCGCCCCGAACCCGUUGAUCACAGCUAAUGACUACGAAAAGGCGCCCGUGUAUUUCCGGUAUUCCACACAGCCUCUGGAGGCAUCAGAGGAUAAGCCGAGUAUCUGGUCAGAGACAUACGAGGCUUCAUCAUUGAUCUCGAUUCAGAAAGCCGCCUCUAGCUUCCCCAAUGGAGGGGAACAGGGCUUCCGGAAAUGGCUGAGAAAUCGAUGUGUGCUUCUGCCGGAACAUUCUUACCACCACCAUCAUGGAGUCGACGCAAUUUGGUCUAUCUUCACCAGGACUUUCCCCAUCGUCGAUUCUAUUAUGAUGUACGAGCCUAUCUUCCGGGCUUGUUUCCACCGUCUGCUGGGACAGCUUGCUGCGGAUGGGAUUCGCUACGUGGAGUUCCGCAUUGCAUUUGUUUUCGAGUUCCGGAAAGAAGGGAGCGAUAAGGCCGACGAUGACUACUUUGGAUGGUGUCGUGUCGUGGAAGAGGUCAUGGCAGAGUUUAAGCAAACCGAAGAAGGGAAAAACUUCUACGAUGCUCGGAUUAUUUGGACUACGCUCCGCAUAUUUUCCAAUGACUUGAUUGUCGAUAGCAUGAAGAAGUGUAUUGAAACGAAGCAAGAGUUCCCUGAUCUGAUUAGUGGGUUUGAUCUUGUUGGCCAAGAGGAUCUGGGGCGACCUCUUGCCGAUCUUGUCCCGGUGCUAUUUUGGUUCCGAAAACAAUGCGCGGAAGAAGGCGUUGAUAUCCCCUUCUUUUUCCAUGCCGGAGAAUGUCUUGGCGAUGGCGACGAGACAGACCACAACCUCUUUGAUGCCAUCCUUCUAGGCACUCGACGAAUCGGCCAUGGAUUCUCUCUUUACAAGCAUCCUCUGCUCAUUGAUUUAGUCAAAGAGAAGAAGAUUCUUAUUGAAUGCUGCCCGAUCUCAAAUGAAGUGCUGCGUCUUGCUAGCUCCAUCAAAUCCCAUCCUUUGCCAGCACUGCUAUCCAGAGGCGUCGCCGUUUCGCUGUGCAACGAUGACCCCGCAAUUCUUGGGCACGGACGGAAUGGAUUGACACACGAUUUCUGGCAGGCUUUGCAGGGACUGGAAAAUGUGGAUUUGGUCGGCCUAUCAAUGAUGGCCCAGAACUCCAUCCGGUGGAGCUGCUAUGAAGACCAGUCAACAGCUGAGUGGAAAGCUGGCAUCCAGAACGGGGUAAUGGGAAAGGGAUUAAAAUCCGAGCGCUUGCGUGAUUUUGGCUCAGACUUCGAGAAAUUCUGCGAGUGGAUUGUCUUGGAGUUUGCUGAAUUCGAUGCUGAUGAGGACUAA